ACUCUGUGGAAAUGGCCAAAGUGAACAGCGGUUCCUCCGGCUGUCGAGCCGUGGUCAUGGCGGGAAAGUACCUGUCUAGCCCGGUCCUAAGCCGGAAUUCUGGCGAUCGGCAGCGGAGAAUGUUCCGCCCCCAGCGACUCAUGGUGAGCUCUGAAGCUACCGGCGUGAGAGGAAAGUCCGCGGCUUUGGCCCAGCAGGAACACCAGGGCUACUCCUCCGCUGCCGAGCGACAUGUGCUGACGAAGCAGAACUUAGUUUACCGGGAUGUGAGGGCUUUCCUCAGCGAGGUCGGCGGAGACCCCCGAGAGGCUCGGUACUGGCUAACCCAGUUCCAGAGAGCUAGCUCGGCUCAGUCGCCUGCUUUUGCCGUAAUAGAGGUGGACAGUUCAGUGUUUGACAGCGACAUGGUUCAGAGUCUGGCGUUCGGGCUCUCCUUUCUGCAGCGUAUGGAUAUGAAACCUGUGGUGGUCAUGGCCUGGUCGGAGCAGGUGGAUGCGCCACCUUGUGAACCGGUGGCCGGUUCUCGAUGCAGCCAAGGACUCAUCGAGCGGAGCCAGCAGCUAACUGAAGCCCUGCAUCAGCACUCGGCUACCGUCCUGCCCUUUUUCUCUGCUGAAUCUUUCCUCCUGCUGCAGGAAGCGCCACAAGGAAGCAGUAGUCCAUCAUCCAUUGUCCUGGACACUAGUCUCCUCCAAUGGUGUCUGGACUGUGGGUCGAUCCCUUUGGUUUGCCCAGUGGGGAGGAACAGCCAAGGCUGCUCAGUAAUGCUGGAUUCGACAGAAGUGACAGCGAGUAUUUCGCGAUCACUGCAACCCCAUAAAGUCAUGUUCCUGAACAUUUUAGGAGGCCUCCGCAGCCUUGGGCACAAGGUGAUGGACUCUGUGUCUUUACCUAGUGACUUGCCCUGCCUCUCAACAGCACCUUGGCUUAGCAUCGCUGAGCGCCGCAGAGUGAUCACCAUAGCCAGGCUGCUCAACCAGCUGCCAACCGAGUCCUCUGCAGUGAUUACCUCCGCGGACACACUGCUGACAGAGCUGUUCAGCCACAGGGGUUCUGGUACACUCUUCAAAAAUGGGGACCCCAUACAUCGGUAUAGUUCUCUGAAUGACAUUGAUGUGGCUCGGCUGUUCGCUCUCAUCAACAAAUCAUUUGAUAAAACUUUGAAGCAUGAUUAUAUCAACUCUCUGAAGGGACGACUGCAUUCCAUCUAUCUCUCUGAAGGCUACAGCGCAGCAGCUAUCAUCACCAUGGAGCCAGUGAACAAUGGCACCCCCUACCUGGACAAGUUUGUAGUGAGCAGCAGUAAGCAGGGCCAGGGCACAAGCCACAUCCUCUGGGAGUGUAUUAAGCAAGACUUGGGCAAGCUAUUCUGGAGGUCUAGAGCCACCAACAGGAUCAACCCCUGGUACUUUAAACACUGUGAUGGAAGUUUUGUUAAUGGGAUGUGGACUGUCUUCUGGUUUGGCCUGUCUGAUAUCAGGGAUUCAUAUGCACUGGUGGAGUAUGCCAAAAACCUCCCGGACUCUUUCCAGACUUCUUCUCUCACCUCCUCUCAGCAAUCCCCUCCACAUGCUGCAGGAUUCUGAGCCACGUCUUCCCAGCUGGUGACUCUUUGUUACUGUUUUUUUGUUGUUGUUUUUUUUAUAUGAGCCUGGGGAGUUUGUUUCCUUAGCUUUAAAGACAUUGCACUAUUCUCAGUUUUACUCAGACUCAUCUCUUACCUGUCCUGGAAUUUAUACUUGAUAUUUCUUUAACUUACAACUUAAAAACAUUUUGACAAGUUAUAAGUUGUCCUUUUUACUGUUGGAACAUCUGCAAGUCCUCAGUCUUUGGACUUUUACGGGUUUGUUACAUUAUAAAACGUUUACUGUCUGUACUGUUUCUACCAGACAGACCUUUUACACCCCCGGCUCUAACCCCCGCCACGGCUGAGUGAGCAUCCAGUGUCCAUCCACAACCUGUGAAAGUGUACUCUAAUUGGCAGGGUAAUAAAAGCAGAGCAGACACACCAAGGCUGGAAACUGAACAGUACUGGAAAGGUACAGUAUAUGGGAAAGGGAGGCAUCACACAACAGAGAUGCACAGUGGCUGGUGGAUCUGAGCAAAGACCACAGCAACCUCCCUAAACAGAAUCCACUGACUAUCACAGUGGCAGACAUCCAACAGAGAGUUAAAAAACUGGACAGCACUCGGCCCUGACAUGGUCCACGCCUACUGGCUAAAGAAGCUCACUACAAUCCAUGAGCGCCUGGCAGCACAAAUGAACCAGCUGCUAAGGGAUGAGACUCACCCUGAAUGGCUAACCGAAGAGCGAACGAUCCUGGUAAUGAAGGAUCCCUCAAAGGGUACAGUCCUGUCCAACUACUGGCCAAUAAGCUGUCUCUCCACAAUAUGGAUGUACCACCAGAACAUAACUGAAGUGGCUGAUCUCAACAAAUCCUACCAAUGGCUUGAAAGGGCUGGGCUGAAGGACAGCACACAACCACUCAUCCUGGCUGCACAGGACCAGGCCCUGAGCACCAGAGCCAUAGAGGCCCAGAUCUACCACACCAGACAAGACCCAAGGUGUAGACUGUGCAAAGAGGCCCCUGAGACGGUCCAGCACAUAAUCGCAGGGUGUAAGAUGCUGGCAGGGAAAGCAUAGAUGGAACGCCAUAACCAAGUGACUGCCAUAGUAUACAGGAACAUCUGCACAGAGUAUGGCCUCAAGACUCCAUGGUCAAAGUGGGAAACUUCUCCCAAGGUGGUAGAGAACGAGCGAGCCAAGAUCCUGUGGGACUUCCAGAUACAGACAGACAGAAUGGUGAUGGCGAACCAACCAGACAUUGUGGUGGUGGACAAAGAGCAGAGGAAAGCCGUGGUGGUGGAUGUGGCAAUACCAAGCGAUGGCAACAUUAGGAAAAAGGAACAUGAGAAACUAGAAAAAUACCAAGGGCUCAGAGAAACUGGAGAAGGCUUGGAAGGUGAAGGCCGCAGUGGUGCCUGUGGUGAUCGGAGCACUGGGGGAAGUGACCCCCAAACUGGAGGAGUGGCUACAACAGAUGCCUGUAAAAACAUCCAACAUCUCAGUCCAGAAAAGUGCAGUCCUAAAAACAGCAAGGAUACUGCGCAGAACCCUCAAGCUUCCUGGCCUCUGGUAGAGGACCCGAGCUUGGAAAGCGGAUGAGACCACCCGCGUAGGGGGAGAAGGGAGUACCACUCUAUUCUCACACGGGUGAAAGCGUAAGAGGGUUACAUCGGUAAAAGUAGUAUAUCGGAAGAGAAAGUAAUAAGGAACUUAGUGAUGGUAUUUUGGUUAAAAAUCCACUUGAAAGCUUUAACAAGGUCAGUUAUUAUGUAGUUUAUGGACAUCGUAGAGCUACAGUAUUUUGUGCAUAAUUACAUAGUUAACUGUGUUAAUCAAAUAUGCUAAGUACUUGAUACAGCGCAUAUACAAUUCAUUGCGUUUUUUAUUUUAUUGUGCAAUCUAUGUUAGUUUAUUAAUCUAGCUCUAACGUUGGUUUGAGGACAAUGAAGGAAUAAAGAAACAUCUGUCCAUCAGUAAAGCUGUGAUUUUCUAGACUGAACAAUAUACUGGCUAACAUUGUUUCAUUAUCUAAAUACAUUCAGUUAAAAAAAGUAUCUUGUGUCAUGUUUAAUGGGGAAACAUUAAAGAAGGCCGGUGGCAUUUUUAUGAAAAUAA
This is a messenger RNA of Betta splendens (Siamese fighting fish), 3682 nucleotides long. RefSeq names its product N-acetylglutamate synthase (gene nags). NCBI's taxonomy places the organism in Eukaryota, Metazoa, Chordata, Actinopteri, Anabantiformes, Osphronemidae. The transcript is spliced from 8 exons. Gene Ontology annotation, molecular function: arginine binding; L-glutamate N-acetyltransferase activity, acting on acetyl-CoA as donor. The record is from RefSeq and is a predicted model, not a curated record. Gene Ontology annotation, cellular component: mitochondrial matrix. Bases 12 to 1586 code for a protein of 524 amino acids. Gene Ontology annotation, biological process: L-arginine biosynthetic process.